Elgaria multicarinata webbii is the source of this 6256-nucleotide messenger RNA. It is a transcript of the gene GARRE1, whose product is annotated as granule associated Rac and RHOG effector 1. The transcript is spliced from 14 exons. The record is from RefSeq and is a predicted model, not a curated record. Lineage: Eukaryota; Metazoa; Chordata; Lepidosauria; Squamata; Anguidae. The coding region runs from base 935 to 4117 and encodes 1060 amino acids. Gene Ontology annotation, biological process: Rac protein signal transduction. Gene Ontology annotation, molecular function: CCR4-NOT complex binding.
CACCACCGUUCGUCGUCGUCGACGAUCCCCGAGCGAAGCAAGCCGAGCCGGGGCCGCACCGCGCGGCGGACUCUCGCUGAAGCAGGAAAUGACCUAGAGGCCUUAGAAAUACAUUUCUGCAUCCUUCAGACGCUACAAUCAAGAAAAGCCCACUCUGAAAGCACCAUUUAUUAAUGUUAAAAGGAAACUACCUCAACAUAGAAAAGGAGAAGCAGAAAGGCUUGCAAUAAAAACAAAGUAAAACACUCCUUCUGAAUAAUGUGUAGUUGCAAAGUCUCCGGGAAACAAACAUGCAUUUUUUUCAGUAUUAAGGUGGGAAACUCAAUUGAAUUUGACUGACGGGCUCUGUCAAAUUGAGAAACUGUUUGAUCCACUGACGUGAAGGUUCAGUAGUUCUUUAAGGAAAGACCUGCUCUGUGUUAAUGAUCACUGUUGAGCAGUGAUUUUGGUUUUGCUCUUCCUCUCCCUCUCCUAAUACUGACUGAAGAAGUUUAUAUAACUAUGAUACAACUUUUAAAAGAUAAGGUCUCUUCAGUGUAAGUUAAUGUUAACGUUAGGUGUCAGAAAUGCAUUAGAAGGAAAACUGCAGCAGACAGCUUUUUGCCCCCUGGUUGAAAUUGCAUCUUGGGUGCACACAUUAGAUUGCUGAGCAGGAAACAUACAGUAUUUUUAAAAAGUUAUCACAGCUCGCUUUUACGAUUAUAAUUUGUAAUUGCAGCAGUGCUGCAUUUGAACACUGAAUAGUACAUAGUCAGCAAACCUGCUGCCUUUCUCACUGCUGAAACAAAUUACCUACUUUUUUUGUUUUUGAAAUGCCUCCUAUGAAAAUUAUGUGCAUACUCCUCUGCUGCUGCUACACAUAGGUAGUUUUCCAAGGGAGCAAUUCAUGAGAACGGAUUGUUAAUUCAAGGAACCUUUUGUCAAGUACUUCCUUAUGUAUUGCUGCAGUGCACAAGAAAGUAAAAUGGACUAUAAGCGGCGCUUUUUGCUUGGCGGGUCCAAGCAGAAAGUACAGCAACACCAGCAGUAUCAAGUGCCGGAACUAGGCAAGACUCUGAGCGCACCUUUAGCUUCUCCAGCCACAACAUCCCCUCUGGUCUCCCCGGCUGCUGCUGGCAGCUGCAACCAUGCGACUCCUAUUGCAGACAUCCAGCAGGGAAUCUCCAAAUAUCUGGAUGCACUCAAUGUGUUUUGCCGUGCGAGCGCUUUCCUCACAGACCUUUUCAGCAGUGUGUUUCGGAACUCGCACUACUCUAAGGCAGCUAUGCAACUGAAAGACGUGCAGGAACAUGUCAUGGAAGCAGCAAGUCGACUCACAGCAGCAAUAAAACCAGAAAUAGCAAAAAUGCUCAUGGAACUUAGUGCUGGAGCAGCAAACUUUAAAGAUCAAAAGGAGUUCAGCCUCCAGGAUAUUGAGGUACUUGGACGAUGUUUCUUGACAGUGAUGCAGGUUCAUUUUCAGUUUUUAUCUCAAGCUUUGCAGAAGGUCCAACCUUCUCAUUCAUGUUUUACUGAAGCCGUAGCUCAGGAAAGAAAGAAUUCUAAUGUGGCCGAGACGUCCAGUGCAAGCCCCACAAUUGAGCUUGAAGAAGCAGUGCGAUCAUGGAGAGGAGCAGCUGAGGCCACAUCACGUCUGAGAGAGAGGGGUUGUGAUGGCUGUCUGGCUGGAAUCGAGGUCCAGCAACUCUUCUGCUCCCAGAGUGUGGCAAUUCCUGAGCACCAGCUAAAAGAACUGAAUUUGAAAAUAGACAGUGCUCUGCAGGCAUAUAAAGUUGCAUUGGAAAGUUUGGGUCACUGUGAAUAUGCAAUGAAGGCUGGCUUCCACUUGAACCCAAAGGCUAUUGAAGCAAGUUUGCAGGGCUGCUGCAGUGAUGCUGAAGCCCAGCAGACUGGACGGAGGCAGACCCCUUCUCAACCGAUUCAGUGUGAGCUCCCAACAGUUCCCAUUCAGAUAGGUGCUCACUUCCUGAAAGGAAUAUCCUUUAAUGAGUCUGCAGCAGAUAACCUGAAGCUGAAAACGCACACUAUGAUACAACUAAUUAAAGAAGCUGGCUGGCAUAAUGGUGUAACCCUGAGGGAUGACUCUCCUGUGACAGAAGUAUUGAACCAGGUUUGCCCUUCUACAUGGCGGGGAGCCUGUAAGACUGCUGUACAGUUGUUAUUUGGCCAAGCUGGGCUGGUGGUUGUAGAUACAGCACAAAUCGAAAACAAAGAAGCAUAUGCACCUCAAAUCAGUUUAGAAGGGUCCAGAAUUGUGGUUCAAGUCCCAUCAACUUGGUGCCUGAAAGAAGAUCCUGCAACAAUGUCUCUGUUGCAGAGAAGCCUGGAUCCGGAAAAGACUUUGGGACUGGUAGAUGUGCUUUAUACUGCUGUGUUUGACCUAAAUCGGUGGAAGGAAGGAAGAGAACAAGCCUUGCCCUGCAUUCAGAUCCAGCUCCAGCGCGAGAUCUGUGACUUCGGGCCUCACAUCGACUUACCAUCUGGAAAUGGAAGCAAAUCAGGUGGUGGCUUGCAGAAGACUUUCUCAAAGUUGACUUCACGAUUUACAAAGAAAACUUCCUGUGCAAGUUCAAGCAACAGUGGGAGUUACUCCAUCCCUAAUACACCUUCCAAAACCCCUUUUAUACCUAACUCAGAGGAUAAAGCAAAAAUGCCCAACAACAUGGAUGCCCGACUGCAAAGCAUUCUGAACAUCGGUAACUUCCCUCGGACCGUUGAGUCAGCCCAGCAGUGCUUGAGCAAUCAGGUGGUCAAUGGGUUUCUUCUGGACAGGCGUGACAGCAUCAAAGCAGAAGGUGGUAAGGAUGCCAAAGGUAUGAAUUUACCAACUGACCAAGAAAUGCAGGAGGUCAUAGAUUUCCUCUCUGGUUUCAAUAUGGGCAAGUCCCAACAGACCUCUCCACAGGUGAAAAGAAGGAACUCUGUUGCAUCGUCAUCUGCUGCAGCGGAGCAGAAGCCGGUGGCCCUGCAGCUGCAGCCGCAGUCUUCGUCUCACACACCUUUGCACCAUCUUCAGCAAGGGUUGUCACAGCAACAGCAGCCCCAGAAGCCCCAGCAGCAACAGCAGUACUAUCAGCAUUUGCUUCAGCCCAUUGGUUCACAGCAGCAGCAGCAGCAGCAGCAGCGCCUACCUGGCAAAUGGCCGACCAGUUCCAGCCAGCAGUCGGCCCAAACAGUCGGUCCGGGAUUGUCCCAUAUGCCUCAGUGGAGUGGCCAUGCCUUUUCUGAUCUGAGCUCUGAUCUGUAUAACUUGGGUCUUGUGAACAGUUACAUGGACAAUAUGAUGUCAGAGAUGUUGGGACAGAAACCACAAGGACCUAGAAAUAAUACGUGGCCGAAUCGUGACCAAAGUGACGGGAUCUUUGGGAUGUUGGGAGAGUUUCUACCCUUUGACCCAGCAGUUGGCUCGGAUCCAGAGUUUGCCCGCUAUGUGGCCGGAGUCAGCCAGGCCAUGCAACAAAAAAGGCAGGCACAGCACUUCCGUCGCCCCAGCAACGCACGUAGCAACUGGUCUCACCCUGAUGACCCGCAUAGGACCUGGCCCUUCCCAGAAUAUUUCACAGAAGGGGAGAUGACUAGCAGCUGGUCAGGUGCUCAGGGUGACUCGGCCAGCUCCAGUGAUGAGACCUCCUCAGCCAAUGGAGACAGCCUGUUCUCCAUGUUCUCAGGGCCAGACAUUGUGGCUGCAGUCAAACAAAGAAGGAAACACAGCAGUGGGGAACAAGACCCAAGCACACUUCCUUCACCACCGCUCUUCUCUACAGUGGAUGAUCAUAAUCAGGACAAUAAAACCAAAACCUGGCCUCCGAAAGCUCCUUGGCAACACACACUCCCAAGUCAAAGCAUGUCGUUGUAUCAGAUGAGCAACCCUGCUAGCCAGUGGAAUGACACAAUGCAGAUCCUGCAGUCACCUGUUUGGUCAACAGCCAAUGAUUGCACUCCAUCGACAGGGAUUUCCUCCACUUUUGCCUAUGUGCAGCAGCAACAGCAGCAGCAGCAGCAGCAGCAGCAAUCGCCGCCGCCGCCGCCGCCUCCUCAGCACAAACCGAUGAAUAAGGGCUUUAAACCUUUUCCAGUCAAGCACGAACGCAGACCGUCCUAUAUGCACCAGUACUGAUGGGUUUUUUUUCUAGCGAGAGAUGCAGCAGAGGACCAAAGUCUUUGAUGUGACACACAUUUGCUUUGUUUUACAGUUGUGCAGUGGUGGCUGUCUUCUGGUUGUUCUGUGGAGUGACAGCUUCUAGUGGGGAUUCUCUCUCUCUCUCUCUCUCUCUCUCUCUCUUUACAGUGCUGAGCAAACGGUGCCAAGGUUUUAAGUGUAGACACAACAGCCCUAAACUGUGAUGCUUUCAAAGCGUAUGGACUCUACCCUGCUAACAAACUGCUACAUUAUUACCACAGAAAACACUGUAUUUUAUAGCUAUUUUUUCAUAUAGAUUUAUAGCUCCCAUUUCUUGCUAAAGCAAAUUUGAGUAUUUUUAAGCAAAUCUAGCAGUUUUGCUCAACACUCAUUUUGUUUAGAUUUCUAAUUGACGAGAUGUAAAGUCUUCACUCUGACUACAUAGGCUGCAGUAGCUUUUUUUAAUGCAUCUGUUGUUAAUGUGCCACACAAGUUCUUUGUUGCAGGAGUGGUACAAAAGCAGCUACAAAACUGAUGGUUUCCAGUUAUUUCAUUCAUGCAAAAAUGGCUGGAACCCCUGUAGCUUUGUCACAAGUUACCUGGCCAGUCAGUGGGCAUGAUCCACCUGUAUCCUGUGCACAAGCUCCGCAAAGUCAUUUUUGGUGGAUGGUGUUCAUCUGUGACUGACACUACAUUUGAAUACACAAUUUGAUACUUUUACAUUUGGCCAAAGGCAUUAUCCAUACAGUGCUCCUUAAAUGUAUGAAAGAAUCAUUAAGACUACUUGCAAAUAUUUAAAGUCUUAUUUCAAUGCUAGACUUAGUGUGUAAAAACAUGAGCUGGCUCAGAAGAGAGAGAACUUAAAACACUAUUUUUUGUAGUGCUAAGGAUUAAAGUAACUACUUUCCGUCAAUAUGUGCCAUUAAAUAAGUGAACCUGUGGAAUUAGGAAAUAUCUUCCAACCAAAGUGGAUCUGGGGGAAUGACUGGUGCUUAAAUUGAAAAAAAGAUAAAUAUGUAUAGUUAUCCCAUUGUAUAUUAAUUGAGGAGAGAAGUCUUUAUAAAAACCUAUUUAAAUUUUCAUAUUUCAUCUUUGAAAGAGUAAUUAUAAACCACAAUAUUUUCUGGUAUAAAGGUUUUUGACAGUAUUAAUAUUAUUUUUAUAUUUUCUUAAGUCAUAUCAUUCUAAUACAUUGACAAGUAAAUGGGUUAUUAGUUAUAAAUGCAUAUAGUUUUUGAUGAAGAUAAAAGCACAUUUUAAGUUCCCAUUUUCUACAAACUAAGUACAUGUGUAUAUUAAAGAUACCAAAUUAUAUAUAAAUAUAUAUAAAUAAAAAUACACGACACUAAACGUUGGGGUGGGUAGAGUUAAGCCCCUCCCACCCACCCCGCCUUCUGCUUGUGUGGCGAUGGGCUGUCUUGGCAGGCCCAGAAUGUUACUAUUUGUGCUGGUUGAAGAUGCCAAUGUUGCCUGUAUUUAUGAUAUUGUCACCAUGUUUCCUGAAAACCCAUUCUUACCAUGUUUACAGAGUUGUUUGCUGUGCAUAACUUUACAGUCAUGUGCUUUGCACAAUCAGUGUGGCUUCUGUCUGUAAAUUGUUAAUGUUCUGUACUUUCUGCUAAAACGUUGGUGAAUUUAAAAAGUGGUUUUGAGUUUCCUCAAAUAUGCCAUUGAAAACUUAUAUUGGACCCUAAAAUCCACUGCAGUUGUAUGCCACAGUGAUUUCAGAUCAAAGUACAGAUGUGUUGCAUUGAAGUUCCCUAUAGAGCAUCUAAACCGCUGUAAUAAUGGAGUGGUAAAUGCAAGCAUUGGCAGUUUCUAAAAUGGUAGUGAAUUGUGGAAAUGCUGGUGAAUCCGCUUCUGUCUAGUAGGUGCUAAGAUCUUCCUCUGCUUCCAAUUAUUCUGAACACUGAGAAUUUUCCCAAGUUUUUUGCACUUGGCAACCAAAUCUUGCCAUACAAAGUUUCACACUGCCAAGUGCAAGGGGUUUGGUGCUCAGUUAACUUAACCUUAUUGCAGUACUUCUAUGAAUAGCUAAUGCUUUGGAACUGGAACUGUACAUUUUGUAUUUUAAUUUUAAAGCACCUGUAAGUAAAAACAACCCUACUUGCUUUAUUAAAGAUAUACCUUUAAUAA